UAUAUUUUAUGUUCAAUCAAUUAAUGCAGUGGCCCAUAUACAAACGACGCCGUUUUGUUAAUUAUUCUUUAUGUUGAAAUUUUUCAUUUGCGUCCGCUUCAGGAGACACAAAUUUUGAAAUUGAAAAUUCCAGUACGAAGAGCUGCGUUGAAGGCAGAACAUCAGGAUACGAAUAUGAAUUCAUGCGUAUUGCCCACACCCGUUCCCGACGAUGAUGGUGACAAACGCUGGCAUAGCAUUCAUCGUCGGUUUAUUUCCGAUUGCCGCGAAAAAGAUCCCGACGUAAUUUUUAUAGGAGAUUGCAUAUUUGAGACGCUACAAGAUACGGAGACAUGGAAUCAGUAUUUUGCACCAUUGCAUUGCCUCAACUUCAGUAUACGAGACGAUUGCACCGAACAUGUUCUAUGGCGUAUCGAAAAUGGAGCGUUGGACAAUGUUAAUCCGAAAAUAGUUGUUCUGCACGUUGGUACCAACAAUGUCAACAGCAGUGCUGACGAAGUAGCAGAAGGUAUUCUCGCAAAUGUUGCCAAAAUACGCCAGAAACUCAACGGUGCCUAUGUCAUACUUCCUUCUCUGCUCCCAAGAGGUCAACAACCUAAUAAACUUCGCGACAAAAAUGCCAAAAUUAACGAAUUGGUUAAAGAGAUGACUAAGGGCAUGGAUCGCGUACAGACAGUUGCCAUCGACAAGGGUUUGGUACAGGGUGACGGUACCAUAAGUCACCACGAUAUGUUUGACUAUAAGAACCUUACGAAUACCGGAGCCAAAAAAAUUCUCGAGCCGCUUUACGAAUUGCUUUCGCAAAUCCUUAACGAAAAUGAGCUGGAACGCGAUCUAACUCCAUCGGAAUAGGAAAA
Molecule: messenger RNA, 857 nt
Organism: Drosophila guanche
Lineage: Eukaryota; Metazoa; Arthropoda; Insecta; Diptera; Drosophilidae
Gene: Paf-AHalpha
Product: platelet-activating factor acetylhydrolase IB subunit beta homolog
Exons: 3
Coding region: 175-852 (225 amino acids)
Source: RefSeq, a predicted model, not a curated record